AUGUGUUUCGGCGGGAUUCUAACGCAGAACUUUGCAGCCAAAAUCGAGAAGCUGGGAAUUAGAGGAAUUCGAUCCUUUGGCCCUACCAAUGCGCAGUUCGUCACCUUCAACACGCCCCUUACACUCAUCGUUGGCGAAAAUGGAUCAGGCAAGACAACCAUCAUUGAAUGCCUCAAGUAUGCCACAACCGGCGAGCAGCCCCCAAACAGCAAGGGCGGUGCAUUUCUGCAUGAUCCCAAGCUGGCUGGCGAAUCCGUAAUCAAGGCCCAGGUCAAGCUAUCCUUCUACUCUACAAUAGGCCAGCAGCUCGUGGUCACGAGGAGCUUGCAGGUUACCCAGGCAAAGAAGAAGCUAAACCUCAAAACAAUCGAUGGCACUCUGCGAGUUGAGACAAAUGGCGAACAUGUCAGCCUCUCCAAGAAAAACGCCGAGCUGGAUGAGAUGGUACCCGAGAAGAUGGGUGUGCCGGCAGCAAUCCUCGAGAACGUGAUCUUUUGCCAUCAAGAUGACUCUUUAUGGCCCCUCAGCGAGCCCUCGGUCCUCAAAAAGAAGUUUGAUGAGCUUUUCGAGGCAAUAAAGUACACCAAGGCGAUUGAUAAUCUGAAGCUAUUGCGGAAGAAACACGGCGAGCAGCUUCGCAUCUACAAGAACCUAGAGGAAACCUCGAAGCAAGACAAGGAGAAGGGCGAGCGGUAUGGAAAAGCAAUCAAGGUUCUCGAGGCCGAGAUUGCAGAACUGGAAAAGAAGUACAAGGCGACGUUAGAUAAGAUGGACAAGUAUCGCAAGGAGGAGGCGGUGAAGCGACAGGAGGCAAACAGCUUCUUCGGCAUCGUGACCGAUCUACAAAACAAAAAGGUUCUCUAUGAGGAGCGAAAGCAAAUGGCCGAUGAGCUGCUGGAAACCAUAGAGCGAAUGUCUGAUUCUGAAGAAGAGCUCGAGGCAGCCCUGAAUCAGUAUGCGGACAAGGUCAAGCAGAUGAAGGAUGAUGCGACCGAGAAGGCGGCACAGUACACGGAACUAAAAGAAGAUCUCGCGGCACUGCGAAAAUCUCUGCAGGACAAGCUGGCAGAUCGUGGAAAGCAUGUGGCUGACAAGGAGCAUCAUGAACGUCAAGUAUCAGCCCGGCUCAGCAUGGUCAAGGAGGCUGCACAGCAGCACGGAAUUCGGGGGUUUGAUGGAGAUUUGACCGAGGCUCAGGUGCAGACCUUCGAGAACCGAGUCCAAAAGCUUCUCGACGAGAAGAAGCGCGAAGUAAUAGCAUAUGAUCAGGACCUCGAGAAACUCAAGACCUCUCAUGGAAAAGCCGUUGCUGAUCUCACUGCGCGUAGGGAAUCUUUGAAUAGAGGACGUGGUUCGGCCCAGAAGCGAAUCUCUGACAUUGAUGGGCGCCUCAAAAGUCUCCAACGCUCUGUUGGUGAUCUACAUGUAGAUGAUGGAGCGAAAGCAGUUUUGGACUCCAACUCAACACAACUGGAAAAUGACCUACGCGAGGCAUACAGCGCCCUGCAGCAAUCGGAACUGGAUGGCGAGAUCAACGAGGCGAAUGACAAUCUGGGACGGCUCCAAGGCGAGGCGUCGCGACUGAACAACGAGCUUGUACAGUGCACUCACUUGGCAUCCGAGCGAGCUCAGCUCGAUCUCCGCAGGAAAGAAGCAGAAAACCAAAACGUCUAUCUCAAAUCAGUUAUGGCAACAUGGGGCGACAAGCUUUCGGCCUUGAUAGGAGGCCCCGUUGAUCCGGAAACCAUCGGCAAAGUCUAUCAGCAGAUUCUCGACCAGCAGAGCGCCGCUGUUUCAGCCAAGAAGAGCCUCGUGGACGAGGCUCAGCAGGAGAUCCGCCAGCUUGACUACAAGGUAUCCUCUGCUCGUGAGGAGGUUGCGAAGACUGCCAAGGACACCGAGCGUGCUGAGAAGGCGGUCCGCGAUGCCUUGAUACAGUCCAAGGAUGAGGACGAUGACGAUCACCCGGUCCAUACCUAUCUUGAUCGGCUGGCUUCCUUGCAAGAGAGCCUGAGCGUUGCGGAGACUGAUUUACAUUUGUUUGAUGCGCUGGCUGAGUAUUACGAAAAAGCAAAAAAGAAGAUGGAGCGCGAUAACAAAUGCACUCUGUGCGAACGUUCAUUUGGAGAUUCUGACAAGUUCUUCAAAUCAAAGUUGGUUCAAAAGAUUGUCAAGAACCUGGACCAAACCCAGAAGGAGGUUGUCAACGCCGACAUCCAGCGGUUGAGGAGGCAGGUUGAUAUUCUGAGGGCCGUGCGGACGAAUUAUGACACGUACCAAAGAACAAAGGCACAGCUCCCGCCCCUGGAGGAGAAGCUUCAGGCUCUAGAGCGCGAAAAAGAAGAAAUGAUCAGAAAGCAAGAAACCUUGGAUGCAGAGAUGGGCGCCUUGGAAGAAAAGCGGCUUGAUACCGAAUCUAUGGGCAAGGCAGUCCGUAGCAUCACGGAUGCCGUGGCAAAGAUUGCCGAUUCCGAAAAGCAGAUCGAGCGGUUGGCAUCUCAGCAGAGCUCGAGUGGCAACAUCCGCAGUGCGCAGGAGAUUCAGGAAGCCCAAGUGAAGAACUCGGAACAGACGAGAGCGUUGACCACCCAGUUGAAUAAGCUUGUGACGGAUCGCCAAAGGAAGAAAGACUUGAUCUCCCAGUUGGAGCUGAACAAAAGUGAGCUGCAGCGCCAAUUGUCCGAGUUCAACCAGAAGGUUGAGCGCAAGAACGACCUCAUCAAGCAGAUGGAGUCGCUUAAGACCGAGAGAGAGCAAAUGCAGGAAACCAAGGACGAAGGUACCAAGGAGCUAGAGGAUCUAGAACAGAACUUGUUCAAAGCAGAAUCGAUCCGCGACGAGGAGGUUGGUCGUGCUCGAGAGAAACUCCAGAAGGCUACAGAACAGAAGAAUCUCGUUGCAGAAACUGUGGGAAAGCUUCAGUCUCUGAGCAGCGAUAUACAAGACUACUUGGACAGAGGAGGGCCGAGUUUGGCUGCUGCCAACGAUCGUGCAAUCAGGAAUCUUGAGCAGUCGCUUGAGAGGAUGGAAAGCGACAUCACAAAGCUUACAGCGGAGAUCAAUAAACUAAGGCAGGAAGCCGACAAUAGCGACCGCAAAAAGAAGAACAUUCAGGACAAUCUGGCCUAUAACCGGACGCUGAGGAUCGUCGAUAAGCUAGAGAAGGAAAUUGAAGCCUUGGAGGACCGAAACGCACAAGAAGACUGGGAACGACUCGACGGCGAGGCUAACGCGCUCAAGAUGAAGUUUGACGAACUCUCUGGCAAAUCUCAUGUGCUCAAGGGUACGCUCGAGACCAAAAAAGCAGAGCAAGCCAGUCGGGUGGCCGAGUAUCAGCAGGACUACAGCGAUGCGAGGCUCAAGUUUCGCGAGGCUCACAUCAAGGUGGAGACAACCAAGGCGGCCAUUGAGGACAUGGGCAGCUACAGCGCCGCCCUCGAGAAGGCAAUCAUGUCGUACCACAGUCUCAAGAUGGAGGAGGUGAACCGCAUUGCGGACGAGCUGUGGCGGUCGACAUAUCAGGGUACUGACAUCGACACCAUCCUCAUCCGAUCCGAGGUCGAAACCUCGGCCACGGCCUCCACUACACGGCGGACCUACAACUACCGCCUCUGCAUGGUGAAGCAAGACACGGAGAUGGACAUGCGUGGCCGUUGUUCGGCGGGCCAAAAGGUCCUGGCAAGCAUCAUCAUCCGCCUGGCGCUGGCCGAGUCGUUUGGCGUCAGCUGUGGCCUGAUCGCCCUGGACGAGCCGACGACAAACCUCGAUGAGGCAAACAUCCGCAGCCUCGCCGUGUCGCUGCACAACAUCAUCCAGGCACGCCAGGCACAGUCGAAUUUCCAGCUCAUCGUGAUCACGCACGACGAGGCCUUUCUGCGCGCGAUGCAGUGCUCCGACUUUUGCGACACCUUCUACCGUGUCAGGAGGGAUGAGAUGCAGCGGAGUACUAUUUCGCGCGAAAACAUUUCGGUCCUGAUGGAUUGA
Molecule: messenger RNA, 3984 nt
Organism: Pyricularia pennisetigena
Lineage: Eukaryota; Fungi; Ascomycota; Sordariomycetes; Magnaporthales; Pyriculariaceae
Exons: 4
Coding region: 1-3984 (1327 amino acids)
Biological process (GO): telomere maintenance via telomerase; telomere maintenance via recombination; double-strand break repair
Cellular component (GO): Mre11 complex; nucleus; condensed nuclear chromosome
Molecular function (GO): double-stranded telomeric DNA binding; G-quadruplex DNA binding; single-stranded telomeric DNA binding
Source: RefSeq, a predicted model, not a curated record